AAGAGGGCAAUCCGAAUCACUGCGCUGGUCCAAGUUGCUGGCAGGGGCGGCAGUGCCAGUCUCUUCACCGUUACCAUACAGGAGGAGAAAGGCUCGCCGGUAAAUCCUGUCCUGCGUGCGGGUCAGACGCGGAAGGAUGGUAGGAUAAGGUUUGGGCACAUUGCUUAGUAUUUUCAGUGUUGUCGCCGCGUCACACGCAUCCAUCGCUCACGCGUUUACUGCGUAAAACUGGAAUACAAAACUCAUUAUAGUCUGUAGCCGUUUCUGGGUGAGACGAGCCGGAUUUCUCUCCAUCUCUGCGUUAUCGUUUUUUUUUUCCAGAGUUGUAUAUGCUUUUCUUCUAAAUGGACCAGAAACAAUAUGACCAUCAGAAAACUUUAUCUUAAAAUACGAUUAUUGAUCCGUGGAUUACACACAUCUAAUGUGACUAUGGACCGUUGCAUGUCGUCGUAUUCGAUGGCUAUAUGCACUUGGAACUAUGACAAUACGCUCUAUCCAUGAUGAAUCCGAGCCUGGAGUGAAGUUUCCGUUUUUUCGUUGCUCUUCUCCCGAGCGGGGGACGUGUUGCUUGGUCGGAUUACGGCACUGAGAGACGCAUAGAACUUGCAAGCAUGCGGACUCCGGAGCGCGGACUCGGGCUAUAGAGCUGCUGGAACUGAUAUUACACAGCCAUGGGCUCCAUGAUGCGUGGCGGGUGGCUGGUGCUCCCCCUGCUGCUCCAGGCGUGGCUGCACGCUGCCCCCGGUGGUCGCACGCGGGAGCGCCCCUGUCCCGAGAGCUGUCGCUGCGACGGCAAGAUCGUCUACUGCGAGUCCAACGCCUUCCCCGACGUGCCCCGGAACCUGUCGGCGGGCUGCCAGGGCCUGUCGCUGCGCUACAACAGCCUGGCGAACCUGCGAGCGGGCCAGUUCGCCAGCCUCAGUCAGCUGGUCUGGCUCUACCUGGAUCACAACUACAUCAGCGCGGUGGACAGCCAGGCGUUCCACGGCGUCCGCAGGCUGAAGGAGCUCAUCCUCAGCUCCAACAAGAUCACGCAGCUGGAGAACACCACCUUCCACACCGUCCCCAACCUGCGCAACCUGGACCUCUCCUACAACAAGAUGCAGGUGCUGCAGCCGGCGCAGUUCCAGGGCCUGCGCAAGCUGCUCAGCCUCCACAUCCGCUCCAACUCCCUCAAGACCGUGCCCAUGCGCGUGUUCCAGGACUGCCGCAACCUGGAGUUCCUGGACCUGGGCUACAACCGGCUGCGCAGCCUGACGAGGAACACCUUCGCGGGGCUGCUGAAGCUCACGGAGCUGCACCUGGAGCACAACCAGUUCUCCAAGAUCAACUUCUCUCACUUCCCGCGCCUCAACAACCUGCGGGCCCUCUACCUGCAGUGGAACCGCAUCAAGUCCAUCAGCCAGGGCAUCACCUGGACCUGGACGUCCCUGCAGAAGCUGGACCUGUCCGGAAAUGAGCUUCAGAUGCUGGAGCCAAGCAUUUUCCAGUGUCUGCGCAACCUGCAGACUCUCAACCUGGACUCCAACAAGCUGACCAACGUUUCCCAAGAGGUGGUGGACGCCUGGCUCUCGCUCUCCACCAUCAGUCUGUCCAGCAACACCUGGGACUGCAGGACCAGCAUCUGCCCCCUGGUGACCUGGCUGAAGAACUUCAAGGGGAACAAGGAGACCACCAUGAUCUGUGCCGGCCCGAAAGAGGUGCAGGGGGAGAAAGUGAUGGAGGUGGUGGAGAACUUGAGCGUCUGCAAGAACACCCCGGCCCCCUACGUCCCCAUCCCCUCCACCCCCAGCUCCCAGUCCAAAGCAAGAAGGCCCCCCUCCCCCACUCUCUCCAAGGUGGACGAGGUGGCAGUGCGCACCAGUGGGGCGGCGGGGACGCCCUCCCCUUCCCCCCCUGCCGGAGCCUCCGUCCCGGAGCAGGACUUCGAGCACGUGUCCUUCCACAAGAUCGUCGCGGGCAGCGUGGCGCUCUUCCUGUCGGUGGCCAUCAUCCUGCUGGUGAUCUACGUGUCGUGGCGGCGCUACCCCAGCAGCAUGAAGCAGCUGCAGCAGCACUCGGUGGCGCGCAAGCGCCGGAAAAAGGCCCGGCGCGAGACCGGCGGCCGCGCCCUCAGCGCCCCGCUGCAGGAGUACUAUGUGGACUACAAGCCCACGAACUCUGAGACCGUGGACGUGCUGGUCAACGGCACGGGCCCCUGCACCUACACCAUCUCGGGCUCACGCGAAUGUGAGGUAUGAUCCAUC
Messenger RNA from Clupea harengus (Atlantic herring), 2246 nucleotides. Its product is annotated as leucine-rich repeat transmembrane neuronal protein 4. The record is from RefSeq and is a predicted model, not a curated record. The transcript is spliced from 2 exons. Gene Ontology annotation, molecular function: protein binding. Bases 672 to 2240 code for a protein of 522 amino acids. Gene Ontology annotation, cellular component: plasma membrane. NCBI's taxonomy places the organism in Eukaryota, Metazoa, Chordata, Actinopteri, Clupeiformes, Clupeidae.